Oncorhynchus tshawytscha (Chinook salmon) is the source of this 3841-nucleotide messenger RNA. RefSeq names its product transmembrane channel like 5 (gene tmc5). The record is from RefSeq and is a predicted model, not a curated record. Bases 274 to 3330 code for a protein of 1018 amino acids. The transcript is spliced from 21 exons. Gene Ontology annotation, molecular function: mechanosensitive monoatomic ion channel activity. Lineage: Eukaryota; Metazoa; Chordata; Actinopteri; Salmoniformes; Salmonidae. Gene Ontology annotation, cellular component: plasma membrane.
CACAGUGAUAAAGUUCAACAAAGGUAUAUCUCUCAGAACUGCACUCCAGCUACCACAGUUGACACUUCAAACCUGGAUUAUAAGGAAAAGGGGAGGCAUCCUCGGCCUGCAACAUCUGUUCAAGCAGCCAGCAGAUUUCCCUGAGUAAGCAGCACAUUAACCAGAAUACAGUAGGAGGACCUUUCAGACCUCUAGGGGACUAAAGAAGAGAGGGACAGACAGAAACCCCCACCGGGUUAACCACUAUAGAAGAAGAUCAAGCCAAGGAUCCCUAUGUCGCACUACAACAACACUGGAGUAUAUAACAACCCCGCCUAUCAUGACAGUGACACCCUGGAGAUAGAUAGGAGUCCUUCCAGGAAAUCCCAAUCCCAUCAUAGUAACCCACAUGGUAACCCCUACCCCAGGGAUGAUGGAGCCGGGGGGCAGAGGGGCAGGUCCGACCUCCAGCAGCUCCCAGGAGGGGUCCAGUCCAGCUACAACGAUGCCCAGGAGAGAGUGCCCUGGGGCGGGUGGCAGGAGGGGAGCUGGAGGGGCAGAGACAGCAUUCCCAUGGGUCUCCUUCCUCCCCGGUCGGAGAGCCCACGAUGGCAGCAGCAUGACCUCAAUCACAGCGGGUACCAGAUCGACCAGGCAACGCAUUAUGACACAACGCCUCCUGUACGACUUCCAUCUGCAACUUCAGGUCAUGUUUCGAUGAGGUUCAGGGGGUCGAGGAAGAUGAGUCUAUUCCCUGUAGGAGAGGCUGCUCUGGGCAAUCUGGGCCUUUCUGAGGACGACAUCAGGAAUGAGAUGGAAAAUGAGGAACAGAACUUGGUCAAAGAGCUGGUUGCCAUGUCAACGAGGGACAGAAUCAAGGCCAUCCGAGACCUCCCUAUGAGCUUUGAUGACAAGAAACACAUCAGGGGCCAAGUGUUGGCGUUGAAAUCAUUAAAAAAAUCCCGGCAACUGAACUGCUUUUCAGACUGCUCGACGACUAUCUCACUGGCAUUCCGCAGGUGCGGUGCUAACAUGACUUUAGCCAAGCAGACCCUGGAACUGUGGCGGGGUACCAUGAAGGAGGUCGGGGGUAAAUUUGGCACGGGGGUCCUCUCCUACUUCAAGUUCCUAAAAUGGCUGCUGAUGUUCAACAUCUUCUCCUUCCUGGUCAACUUUGGUUUCAUCACCAUCCCCCAGCUCAUCUAUCACCCCACGCCAGACAUCCCCGCUGGGGUCAGCUUCAAAGGGCUAGAGAUACUGACCGGAGCGGGUUAUUUCAGCCACACAGUGAUGUAUUAUGGCGGCUACAGUAAUAAAACACAAGGGACAGGGGGCCGGUCUGAGUACAACAUGCAGCUGGCCUACUUCUUCACCGUAGCAGCCUACAUGGUGUUGUGUGGAGCCGCCCUCAUCUACAGCAUGGCCAGCUCGUUCAGGAAGAAGUAUGUCCUUGCAGACUCAGGCUUGGGUGGAGCCUGGCAGCUCCUGUGUAGCUGGGACUUCAGUGUGACUAACGAGAAAGCCGUACGACAGCGCAAGAACAAUCUGCGCAUCCAACUCAAGGAGUCCUUAUCAGAAAAGGUCCAGGUGGCCCUGCUACCUCUGACAGAGAGGCUGAAGCACUAUGGGGUCUUCCUGGGUACCUGGCUCCUCUCCACGGGCAUGGCCUUGGGGUGUGGCACCAGUGUCUACUUCCUGUGUCAAUAUGACACAUGGCGGACGAGGCAGUCACCGGACAAAGCUUCCGGCUCUCUCCUGGAGGAGGCCGCUACUCUCCUCCUCCCCUUUGUGGUGUCCCUGAUCAAUCUGGUCGUCCCUCUCUUCUACUCUCUGUUCAAAAAGAUAGAGCACUACUCCAACCCUCGCAUGCAGGUCUAUGCCAUCAUAGUCAGAAAUGUCAUUCUCAAGAUGUCCAUUCUGGGUAUUCUCUGCUCCUACUGGAUGAAGGAUGUGGCCAAUACAUUUUCAUGCUGGGAAUCCAUCGUAGGACAAGCCUUGUACAGACUGGUUAUUAUGGACUUCCUCUUCAUAAUGUUAGGAUCCUUCUUUGGAGAGUUCUUGAGCAAUGUCAUUGGGACUAAAUGCAUACAGAGCCUGGGAGUUCCAGAGUUUGACGUUGCCAGGAAUGUCCUUGACCUGAUCUAUGCACAGACCCUGGCAUGGAUCGGAAUCUACUUCUCUCCCCUCCUCCCAGUGAUACAGAUAAUCAAGUUCUUCAUCCUCUUCUACCUAAAGAAGGUCAGCCUGACCCAGAACUGCCAGCCCCCCAGGCGAGCCGGCAGGGCGGCUCAGAUGCAAACCAUCUUCAUCGCUAUCCUCUUCUUCCCUUCCUUCUUGGGGGCUCUGUCCAUGGUGGCCUACACCGUGUGGACUCUGCCCCCCUCAGACAAGUGUGGGCCCUUCAGGGGCCUCAACACCACCUUCAGUGCAAUACAGAUCUGGAUGGACGAUUUGAACAGGGUGGAUGCGUUUCAGUGGACUGUCUGGAUCUACCAGCACGUCAUCAGGAGUGAGAUAUUCUACUUCCUGGUCUCUCUCAUCAUCCUUGUCUUCAUUUACAUCUUCAGGCAGAUCACUCAGGGACGCCAGCUGCUUAUCACUCUACUGAGACAGCAGAUUGUUAAUGAAGGGAAGGACAAGGCGUUCUUGUUGGAGAAGCUACAGACCCUUCAGAAAUCCAAGCAGAACAAACAGAAAAAUAAAAAACAGGUCAGGAAAAGACAGGAAAAUGAAUCCUCCUCUGGCAUGCUCCAGGCUCUGAUUGCCCGACAGCGGUUGGAGCAAGAGAAUGGUGACAGCAGCAGCUCUUUCGGUGUGCCUAUGCCUUCCGGCCACUCAGUCUCUACGACAUCAAGUGCUAUGAUGCAGGCCAUGCUAGCCAGGCAAUAUGCAGAGGACCAGGAUGUAGCCAGUUAUCGCGGGGUGCCAUUUCCUGCAGACCAAACACCUGCGCCCUCCAGUGCACUGAUACAGGCCAUGCAAGCCAGGCAAAGGGCGGAGUCACAGAAUGAGGACGAGUUUUACCGGGCGCCAGUUCAGUCACAGAACCCAGUAAACGCGUUACCCAGUGCGAUGAUACAGGUGAUGCAAGCCAGGCAGAGGGCGGAGACAGAGCAGGAAGAGGACCAGUUUUACCGGGUGCCAGUUCAUUCAGAACACCCAGUGUCAUCAACGUCCAGUGCGAUGAUGCAGGUCAUGCAGGCCAGGCAGAGAGCAGAGGAGGAGGAGAGCGAGUUUUACCGGGCGCCUGCUUCUUCACAGCACCCAGAUGCGCCAGGCACCGGUAGUGCUCUGAUACAGGCCAUGCUAGCCCGGCAACAGGUAGAGGAGGAGUACGGUGACAGAUACUGAGCAUGACCGAGAACUGAACCACUUGGGGGGGGGAAGAUGGCGGACACAAUUGAAAUGUGACCUGCCGUAGAAAGCAGAGAAAUAUCAGAAGAUUCUGACUGGCAUCAAGAGAGGGCAGGACCACCUCUAUGUAGACUGUUUCUAUUGGACCAUAAAAGAGUGUAGCCAAUGGGGUGUGAAAAGAUAUAUCUGAUAUAUGUAUUCCCUUUUGAUAAAAGAACACAUUGUUUAUGUACAAAAAAUAUUUUAAUAAUUAAUAAUAUUUGAUAUAUUUGUGUACUGUAUGUAUACAUGAUAUGUGCUUAGCCUGUAAAAUACUGUCAAUGAAUGUUGUAUAAAUGUAGGAAUAUUCUGAUCCGUACUAAAUUGUAAAUACGAUAAAAUUGUAUGGUACUGUAUGUUGUUUUCUCCAUGAACAGCACUGUCCUCUAGUGGUAGGGAUUGCACCUGGUCUGGAUGUUCAUCAAUGAAUAGGUACUUGAGUAGAUAUCAAAUAUAUACUUUGAGAAUA